This is a messenger RNA of Myxocyprinus asiaticus (Chinese sucker), 1512 nucleotides long. Its product is annotated as gastrula zinc finger protein XlCGF57.1-like. The record is from RefSeq and is a predicted model, not a curated record. The coding region runs from base 1 to 1512 and encodes 503 amino acids. Lineage: Eukaryota; Metazoa; Chordata; Actinopteri; Cypriniformes; Catostomidae. The transcript has a single exon. Gene Ontology annotation, biological process: regulation of DNA-templated transcription. Gene Ontology annotation, molecular function: RNA polymerase II cis-regulatory region sequence-specific DNA binding; DNA-binding transcription factor activity, RNA polymerase II-specific.
AUGGAAGUGAAAGAGAAAAGUCAGCAAAUGAAUGAAGUGGAGGAGAAACACCUUCGGAAAAGAGCUCAAAAUACAGGCGCCAAAGGUUCUUUCACCUGCUUUCAGUGUGGCAAGUGUUUCACACGCAAAGAUGGCCUGAAAAGACACUCAAAUAUUCAUACAGGAGAAAAGCCUUUCACUUGCCAACAGUGUGGAGUGAGUUUCACGCGUAAAGAAAGCCUGAAAUAUCACAUGAGAAUUCACACUGGAGAGAAGCCUUUCACAUGUCUCCAGUGUGGCAAGAGUUUUCCACAUCAAGCAAACCUAAGAAGGCAUAUGAACAUUCAUUCAGGAGAGAAAUCACACUUCUGUUCUCUGUGUGGCAAGAGUUUCAAAUGCAAAAGAGGCUUGAAAAGACACUCAAGCAUUCAUACUGGAGUGAAGCCUUUUACCUGUCAACAGUGUGGAGUGAGUUUCAUGCGUAAAGAAAGACUGAAAGAUCACAUGAGAAUUCACACUGGAGAGAAGCCUUUCAUAUGCCUCCAGUGUUGCAAGAGUUUCCCACAUGAAGUAAACCUAAGAAGGCAUAUGAGCAUUCAUUCAGGAGAGAAAUCACACUUCUGUUCUCUGUGUGGCAAGAGUUUCACAUGCAAAAGAGGCCUGAAAAGACACUCAAGCAUUCAUACUGGAGAAAAGCCUUUUACCUGUCAACAGUGUGGAGUGAGUUUCAUGCGUAAAGAAAGCCUGAAAGAUCACUUGAGAAUUCACACUGGAGAGAAGCCUUUCAUAUGCCUCCAGUGUUGCAAGAGUUUCCCACAUGAAGUAAACUUAAGAAGGCAUAUGAGCAUUCAUUCAGGAGAGAAAUCACACUUCUGUUCUCUGUGUGGCAAGAGUUUCACGCGCAAAGAUGGUCUGAAAAGACACUCAAAUAUUCAUACAGGAGAAAAGCCUUUCACUUGCCAACAGUGUGGAGUGAGUUUCACGCGUAAAGAAAGCCUGAAAGAUCACAUGAGAAUUCACACUGGAGAGAAGCCUUUCACGUGUCUCCAGUGUGGCAAGAGUUUUCCACAUCAAGCAAACCUAAGAAGACAUAUGAACAUUCAUUCACGAGAGAAAUCACACCUCUGUUCUCAGUGUGGCAAGAGUUUCUUACGGUCAGCAAGUCUCAAAAAUCAUCUGCGUUAUCACACUGGAGAAAGGCCAUUUAACUGUGAUCAGUGCAGUCAAACCUUUCUUCAGGCAUCACACCUAAAGAGACACAAGAACGUUCAUGCAAAUGAGAAGUGGUACUUGUGUUCUGUAUGUGGAAAAUGUUUUUCACAGCACGACAAAUAUAAACAUCACCAGAAAAUACAUACAAAUUUGAGUGCCCAUAAGUGCCUUGAGUGUGGAAAACCCUUUACUAAAGCCUGUGAUCUGAAAGACCACCAAAGAAUUCAUUCUGGAGAUGUCAGCACGCCAGGUAAUAAUGUAUUUAUUCAUAUUUUAAAAGCUCUGUCCAAAGUUGUCACAGUGAGCAAAGUUUCAGUGUAA